This is a messenger RNA of Spodoptera litura, 2807 nucleotides long. RefSeq names its product ubiquitin protein ligase sneaky (gene snky). Gene Ontology annotation, cellular component: membrane. The record is from RefSeq and is a predicted model, not a curated record. Lineage: Eukaryota; Metazoa; Arthropoda; Insecta; Lepidoptera; Noctuidae.
GGUUUUCAAUUAAAACUUCUUUGCUGUACUUCUUGGAAUAGUACAUCAACGUAUCAACGUCUAUUCGAAAACUCUCUGAUCUCUACAGAUAACAAAUAGGAGCUUUGAUUGCAGCUGUCAUGAUUGUUAGUAAAUAAACUUAGAACAAAAACAUUUUCUAAAUGUGCAACUUGGGGGCAAUACUAGAACAGAUUUUAUGUUGUUUUCGCAUAUUUCUAGAAAAAUGUCUAUGUUACAUCUGUCCGCCGUUGUACAGAGCAUUCUUCGCAGAGUGCAAUCAGAAGAAUAGCCUGAGACUCACUAGUUUUAUUUGUGGCUUCUGUCUGGGACAGGCUUACUAUUACUAUUUAUUGAAAAGAAUUCCGUUCCCAAACUCCGUUGGACUUAUUUUGUCUUUAGUUAUAAGUGUAUUGCUUGGUAUAGGUAACGCAAUAUCAAUACAAAUAAGAUGUAUAUGUCUGCUUAUAUUUCCCAUGUAUUUUGGAAAAACUGGCCGGGGAGUGCUGAAGGCAGUCGUCUUGACCUACGUAGUGGCAGGUCCUAUCACGAACAUGGGUCUGAAUGCUCGAGAAGUGGUGAGAGUCUUCGCGUGCAGCACACAGCUCUCGUUCAACCUGUCCAAGGAGAGGUACAACCUCAUGCUAGAGCCAAUCAAGAAGACGGCGCUCAGCCUGCAGCAUGAGAUGGACCAAAUGAAGAAUGCGCUUAGAUCUGUGCGUGAUAUAGUGGCGCCUAUAGAGCUUGAGAUCGAGAACGUGGAAGAAGUAGCAAGGAAGCAGGAACAGAAUGAUAACUUGGAUCUUCUCUUCAAGACGUUAUUGCGAUCGUCAGGGAUUGAAACCAAGUAUCUAAAUAUCCCAGAAAAAGGGUUAGAGGAUCAUUUUCAAAAACUAUACGAAAAGAAGUUGGAAUAUAGAUGCGAAUAUGAGUUAACAGAAGCUAAAAAAGUUUGUAUUGAAGCAUUUUCCUUGGCUUACAAUACGUGUUGUGAUAAAGUGCGCCACGUCGACGCCUGGCUGUUGUGUUGGCCUCUGAGAUUUAAAUACGCCUGCAAUUUCUUAAGCUUACUCCAACAGGGCGAUACUUGUGAUAGCAGGGAACAGGUGGACCAUGGCCUAGGAGAAGGUUACGUAGCUCUAAAGGAAGCGACGCGAGAGUUGACCGGUGGAUUGAAUAACGUCAACCUGAAAUAUAAAAUUACCUUUCAACGCGUGCUGUAUGAUAUACAGGAUGCAAAAGAAACUGGGGACCGUGUCCUGCAUUCCUUUGAAGAGAAGCACUUAGUCAUGGGCGUGGUCAUCACCACACUGAACGUGUGUAUGGCCAUCCUAUUCCUAAGGAUAGUGUUAGCCGCCAUAACGUACCAUGAUAUGUACCUCACCAAUAUCACCUUCGAUAAUCUCUACAUAACGGGUUAUUUUAAAUACUUGGAUGAGAUGAGAAAAAGGAAGAAUGAAAUUACACUGUUACCGCUUAAAAAGAUGGAGCGAAGUAAAUAUGUGGACAUAUACUCCAUGUCGUAUGUGAGGACUCAGCACAGUAAGCUGGUGACGCAGAUCUUGAAGGUGAUGUUAGAAGUAGUGACUGCCACCACGUUCGUGAUGCUGGACCGGCUGUUCUAUGAGGCUCUGGACGUGGUGCGCCAACAUGCACACCUCGAGUUCAUUCAUCAAGGAACACAGGAUUUGAAAAUAGAGGUGGAAGGUACAGGUCUCCUAGCGAAUCUUCUCCGCAAACUGAUCAGCAAUCUGUCAUCAACUCGGGACAGUCGACUAGUGGUGACGAACAAGCUGUGUGUCCCACAGCCGCGCGCCAUGCCGCCCAUAUACUUCUUAAAGAUCUAUGGUGGAUACGUCUGGAUACUGUUUCUGCUGUAUAUUAACCCAUAUACAUUGAGGCUGAGGAGACUAAUCUGCAGUUACUUUUAUCCUAUGCGUGAGAGGCAGCGAGUGUUACAUCUCUACAAUGAUAUUCUUAAGAAACGAAUGAAAAUGGAUAAAACAUUGCGCAGAAAAGCAGUCCAAGCCGUACGAACAUACUACCUCUCUGGAGAAAACCUCCUCAGUUUGCGGAUGAAGUUCCCCUACUUACUGGGCUGGUUGGAUGCUCUACCCGCUGCCAGGAUGACCUGUCUCAUAUGUGGAGAGACAGAACCUAGGAGUGGUCAUCGGAUCCCAGGACGAUGGCACCGCUGCAGUCUGCCAACAUGUCCGUUUGUGUACUGUGCGGAGUGCUGGCAGGAGGCGGGAGGGCGCUGCCUCGCCUGCGACCCCUCCCUCAACGAGCUGAGUGACGUCGACUCCCUCAGCGAUGAUGAUUUACUCCGAUAUUAAUCACAGAUUGAAGAUAUCAUCGAUAAAAUCAUGAAGUGAAAAAUUCCAGAAUUAUUGGCGUCCAUUUGGCAUUCGGUUUGUCUGUAAUACGAUGUUACCUACAUCCCUACGACCCGCCCCGGCUUAGCGCGCCUCGCACGAGUUUUUGCCUCGACCGUCCCAACGAAUUCUUUUUACAAACUGUCUCUUUCCCUCAUACGAAUGUCCUUGUCAUGAUAAUAACAAACACGACAAUAGAAACGUAUUAUCUAAUUUGGUGCAGUUGUUGAGGAGAUAUGUGCCUACAAGCGUACAGAUACUGGUUGAACUGAUAAACUGAUUCACUUCACUAACUCCGGAUGUCCGGACAUACAUAUGCAAAUUGUCCUUUUAAAAUCAUGUUAAAAGUCUGUGAUUUUCGACGAAUCAAUAAAAUCUUAUUUACAUGACACUUUGUAAUGAAUUACCUACAAUACUAUUUAUAAUACCAAUAAA